AUGCGGAUUUUCUAUUGGAAUAUCCGAGGUGUUCGAAAGGCAGCGGCUUCUAGAGCGUUGCAUAUUUUUCUUCGUGAUCACUCCCCUGAUGUGGUGUGUAUUGCAGAGCCCAUGGUGGAUUCUUUUUCUUUCCCUGCUCGUUUUUUUAAUCGACUGGGAUUCAUGACCGAAUUUAUCCAUAACUCCCGUCUUGAUAAAGUGCCAAACCUCUGGGUAGUCUGGAAAAAUUCUCUUGCGAGGCCUGUGGUGGUUCAGUCCUCAGAGCAGAUGAUUUCAGUUUCUAUGCAAUGGAAUGGUCAGCAGGUUGUGGUUUCUAUGAUUCAUGCUUCGUGUUUCAGGGCAGAGCGUAGGAAUCUUUGGGUGGAGAUGGGCAUUGUGGCUGCCCUGUCCUUUCCAUGGGUUGCUUUGGGGGACUUUAAUGCCACAUUAUAUUCCCAUGAGAAGAGGGGUCCUGGUAGAUUCAAUGUGGGUGCCGCGGCAGAGUUCCAGGCCAUGGUGGAUGCUUGUGAUUUGAUUAGCUCUCCGUCCCAGGGAUCCAAUUUUACCUGGACAAACAAUAGAUGUAGAGGACAUGUGGCGGCAAGGCUUGACAGAAGUUUUUUCAAUGCUCAAUGGUUGGAAGUUUUUGGUGAUUGUGGUCAGAAGGUGCUCCAUAGAUCAAUUUCAGAUCAUGCUCCAAUCCUUUUUUCCUUAGCAGCGAUUCCUAAGCCUCGAAAUGCCCCGUUCAGACUUCAUCGUUUUUGGAUGGAAGAGGAAUCCUUUGUGGACCUGGUGAGGGAUGUGUGGUCUAGGGAGGUUAGGGGUGGUCCCAUUGGCAGGCUGGCAUAUAAAUUAAGGGCGGUGAAGAGUGCUCUAAAAGGGUGGGCAAGACAGACUUUCCCUAACUUGGAUGUAGCUCUUAAAGAUGCUACUGCAGAAGUGGAGGAAGUCCAGCGAACUAUCGACCAGAUAGGGAUGUCUGAUGAGUUAUACGCCAGAGAAGCAGAGGCGAAAACUAAGCUCUUGAAAGCAGUGGAGAUGCACGAAAAACUUUGGGCUGAAAAAGCUCGCUGCAAUUGGGCAAAACUUGGAGACCGUAACUCAAAAUUUUUUCAUCUAUCGGUUAAGGUGAUUCCUAAUGAGAUGAAUAGGGAGGACUCUUCCAUAUUAGAAGCUAUUCCUGCCAGAGAAGAGAUUAAGAAGGUGGUAUGGGGGUUGGAUCCAGAUAGCUCUCCUGGCCCUGAUGGGUUCCCUGGUGCUUUCUUUAAACAGUGUUGGGAGAUAGUGGGUGACGAUUUUUGUGGGGUUGUGAUUGCUUUCUUCCGAGGUGGGAAGCUUCCGAAUGGGAUCAUGGCUAAGAGGUUAUCUUGCCUUCUUCCUCGAUUGGUGUCAGAUGAGCAAGGGGCGUUCCAGAAAGGUAAGAUUAUUUCAUCAAAUAUUGGAUUAGCCUCUGAGCUUGCUAAUUUAUUACAUACAUCUGUCAGAGGGGGUGGCAUGGGUAUUAAGAUUGACGUGCAGAAAGCCUAUGACACAUUGUCAUGGGAUUUUCUUUUUGCGGUCUUGAAAAAAUUUGGCUUCUCGGAUGUGUGGUUAGCUUGGAUUCAUGAAAUCUUGGUUUCUUCUAGAAUUUCAGUGUUAUUGAAUGGUGGUCCAGUGGGUUUCUUUGGAGUUGAGAAAGUGAAGAAAAUCACUGUGAAAUGGGAAGAGAUAUGCCGACCUAAGGAGGAAGGGGGUUUAGGUAUCAGGCGAUUGAGGGAUGUCAACUGUGCGGUGCUUAGCAAACUUGUGUGGCAAAUGAAGCAUGAAGGAUCUGCUUUUAGUUCCUUUUUGCGGGCUAGAUUUGUGAAUGAAGGUGGAGACCUCAAGAAAGGUUAUAGAGCAUCUUCGGUGUUUAUAGGAAUUGCGAAGAUGUGGAACUUUGUAUCUCUAUCUGAGCGGUGGAUGGUGGGUACAGGUUCCGAUGCGACGGGUUAUUCCAAGGCUCAAGAUUCAGAGAUUGCUUUUUCCGAUUUAAUGGAUACAGAAAGCAUGUCAGGAGACAACCCCAACACUAUUCGUCUUAAAGAGCUUCGACGAAAACAUACCGUUCCAAAAACUCGUGAUGGCAAUAUAUCUAUGGCAAUUGAUGAAGAUGUAGGGACGAUCCUAAUUCUUGAAUUCCUGCUUCAAUCUUCAUCUUAUGAAAUCACCAACAGUUCAUCAAUGGUACAGAAAUGA
This is a messenger RNA of Macadamia integrifolia, 2196 nucleotides long. RefSeq lists its product as uncharacterized. Gene Ontology annotation, molecular function: catalytic activity. The record is from RefSeq and is a predicted model, not a curated record. The transcript has 7 exons. Lineage: Eukaryota; Viridiplantae; Streptophyta; Magnoliopsida; Proteales; Proteaceae. Bases 1 to 2196 code for a protein of 731 amino acids.